GCACACGAUGGAUAACACGAUUGCACGUAGCUUGAAUACAAUUCCUCGCAAUUCACAGUGUAUAACGCUUUUGAUCCAUCUUAUUUAAAACUGGCAUUGAGGAAAUAGAUUUACUUUGCAUUGUAGAUUGUGAAAAAGUUUUUGCGUGCAUUCAAAUUUCAGUGUGUUUAUUUGUGGAAAUAGUCGGAAAUUUAACUAGUCAAGUUUCUAUAUUUCGUUAUAUUUUCCUGUACAUGCUAAUUUGAAGUAGUCUUAAAAAAGCGUAAUUGUCUGACAAAUAGUUUAUAUUCUACGUAGAAUUGUAAAAAUCAUUUUCUCGUUCAUCUAGCUGGGAAUCUACUACAAAGGAAAUUCAUCGCAAAAUUAUCACAAGGUUUCUUUUGUCUCCAAGGAAAAAUAAGAUACGCGUCUACAUUUGAAAUCAUUUUGGAUUAUUUUAUAAAAAUGAGUGUUUCUGGGACAGAUUUUAGAGGCAACUUAAGAGGUGCUUGCGUAGCACAUGAAGAUUGUUUACCCAAAUAUGAAUGGCUUCCUGACGUUAGCUACAAUUGCCUUUAUUGUGGAUGUUUGCCAGUCCAUCAUAAAAAAUUAGAUACAAAGGCAUUGCCAAUAAUCAGUGAUCAAAGCCUAAAUGAAACAGAAAGUGCUGGUUCUUCAAAGGAGAAUAUUUCUAAAAGAUCUAGUGAGAGUAAUGAAUCGUAUGAGAACAACUUUUUUCCACAGGUAGUGCAAGAAUCAAAUAUCCUUCCUUCGGCAUCGCAUACAUUAAAAACACAAGUAAAUUUUAUUUCCCGUCAGCGUCACAAUUGUAUUCAAUGUGAACAGCAGGUCACUCUGGAGUUUUUCAUUCCCGAUGUAUUUCGUCCAAAUUUAAUGAAAUCAAUAAAUUCGGGUCUCAUCAAUUAUAAAGAACAAUCUGAAAUUAUCAGGACUGUCGCAUCCAAUAUGAUUUAGCAUGAAAAAACUAAUAAGGAUCAAGUUAUAGAAGUUGCAGUUGCUUUAGUUAACAAAAUCCCUUCCUUAAAAGGUGUAUUCGGGUCGGAAUAUGUGGGAUUAGAGAAAGCACUAAAAGACUGUAUAAAAAGGCAAAAAUCGAAGAAAAAGAAAGAUUCACAAAAUCAGUCUUCCGACUCCGAUUGGAAAACUGAGCAAUUGGACUUAAUGGAAAGAGAAGUCAAAAAAGGAAA
Molecule: messenger RNA, 1187 nt
Organism: Leptopilina heterotoma
Lineage: Eukaryota; Metazoa; Arthropoda; Insecta; Hymenoptera; Figitidae
Exons: 7
Coding region: 445-954 (169 amino acids)
Source: RefSeq, a predicted model, not a curated record